Molecule: messenger RNA, 885 nt
Organism: Lachancea meyersii CBS 8951
Lineage: Eukaryota; Fungi; Ascomycota; Saccharomycetes; Saccharomycetales; Saccharomycetaceae
Source: the annotation of a GenBank genome assembly
AUGGCCACGAUCAGUAACGCGCAUUCAGAGCUCAUUCACGACGCAGUGCUGGACUAUUACGGGAAACGUCUUGCGACAUGUUCAUCCGACAAGACGAUCAAGAUUUUCGAGAUAGAGAACGACAUUCACAAGCUAGUUGAGACGCUAUACGGCCACGAGGGCCCGGUGUGGCAAGUGGACUGGGCCCACCCUAAGUUUGGGGUGAUUUUGGCGUCGUGUUCCUACGACGGGAAAGUGUUGAUCUGGAAAGAAGAAAACGGACGCUGGACUCAAAUCGCAGUGCACGCUGCACACUCAGCAUCAGUCAACUCUGUGAAGUGGGCCCCACAUGAAUACGGACCCUUUCUGCUUGCAGCGUCUUCCGAUGGGAAAGUGUCGAUCGUGGAGUUCAAAGAAAACGGCACUACAGCACCAGUGGUUCUGGACGCACAUGCAAUUGGUGUCAACACAGCUUCAUGGGCAUCCGCUGCCCUGCAAGAUGGAUCUUCGACCCUCCAGGAGCGUCGUUUCGUCACCGGUGGUGCCGACAACCUAGUCAAAGUUUGGAAAUACAGCCCUGAGGCAAACACGUACUUGGUACAAGAUACCCUCGAAGGCCACAGCGACUGGGUCAGAGACGUAGCAUGGUCUCCUUCGGUGCUGCUACGCUCGUAUUUGGCCAGUGUGUCACAAGAUCGUACCUGCAUUAUCUGGACUCAAGAGAACAACCAAGGACCUUGGAAAAAGACAUUACUGAAAGACGACAAGUUCCCAGACGUGUUGUGGAGAGCCAGCUGGUCGCUUUCGGGUAAUAUUCUGGCAAUCUCCGGAGGCGACAACAAAGUAACCUUGUGGAAAGAAAACUUGGAAGGUAAAUGGGAAUCCGCCGGUGAGGUUGAGCAGUGA